Molecule: messenger RNA, 670 nt
Organism: Vespula pensylvanica (western yellowjacket)
Lineage: Eukaryota; Metazoa; Arthropoda; Insecta; Hymenoptera; Vespidae
Exons: 3
Coding region: 278-532 (84 amino acids)
Source: RefSeq, a predicted model, not a curated record
AGGAACCUAUAAAAAAUAAUUAUUGAUAAAUAAUAUCAUUAAAAUAAUAUACCAAACUAAUAAAACACCUGGUAUAUUUAAUCUCUAUUAUUGUUUUUUUGUUUCAGCAUUAUUUUAUUUUUUUUUACAAUAGAAGUAAUUACAUGCUCUACUGUCAAUAGAAAAUUAACAUUACAUAUGAAUAUUCAUAAAUUACAUUAAGCCAUGUUGUAAUAUCAAAAAAUUUUAAAAAUGAUAUUUGUAUAAAUGCUCAAAAUUUAUAAAUUAAUAUAAUAUAAUGGUGGUUGGAAAACUCUUCACAAAAUUAAUACAAACACUACCAUCAUGGGAAACAACAAAAUACUAUGGAAGAGUAUGUAUAUGUCAAUUAAGAUGUAUAAAAUAUAAAAUGCAAACAAGUAAAACAUGGUUUAAUUUCAAGUGUAAAUUUAUGCCAUAUAUUUUACGCAAAGAGUUGAAAUGCAAAGAAUGUCAUCAAAACAAUGGUGAAGCUAAAGAAGCUGUGAAAAGCAAGAAAGAUUGUUCCAAUUAAAACUAUAAUUAGUAAAUAUGAUAAUAAUGGAUUAACAACAGAAAUACAUGGAAAUAAAUCAAUCUUGCGAACAAAAUGAAUCCAAACAAAAUCAAAAAACAGUAUAUAUCAGAAACAUCUAUAAAAAAAAUGUAACAA